GUAUGGCGAAGCUUCCGAACCUCGCUGCUCUGUUACUUUUCUCAUUCAUAACAGGAGUAAGUUCCAUGGGAACAACCACCAGUCCUCAACAACAGAAUCCACAAACUGGCGCUGACAAAUACCCAUGUGAGAAAUCUAUUUUUGCCCACGGAUCCUCUGGGAUUCCAGGAUCGAAUGGCAUACCAGGAAUGCCGGGAAUUCCUGGCGCCCCAGGGCCCCAAGGACAACAAGGAAAAGAUGGAGCCAAGGGGGAGCCUGGUGUUAAGGGACCGAGAGGUAUGACGGGAAUAAGAGGACAAAAAGGAAACUCAGGGUCACUUGGUAAAAAUGGUGCACCUGGAAUGAUGGGAAUAAAAGGAAAUAAAGGUGAUGAAGGGUCACCUGGCAGCAGUGGACCGCCAGGAAUCAAGGGUGUGAAAGGAGAGCAGGGAUCUAAAGGAGAGAAAGGAGAAAUCGUGAAUAGUGCAGUGUCACAGACCAACUGGAAACAGUGUGUGUGGAAAAAUGCUGAUAGUCGAGAUAGUGGAAAGAUUAAGGAUUGCUCAUUCAACAAGCUGCAGUCUGAUACAGCCAUUAAAGUCUCAUUCCAGGGAAAUAUGAGAGUACACAGCUCUUCUAAAUGCAACAGGUGGUUCUUCAAGUUUAAUGGAAAUGAAUGCAGAGGACCAAUGACAAUUGAGGCUGUUGUGUACAACGAUUGGCCAUCUGGGAGUCCUAAUCUGCUUCAUCACAGAUCAUUUGAGGGAUACUGUGAAAACAUUCCACAGGGCAGGGUUACUGUGGAGUUGUGGGUAGGAAAGUGUCCCAGUUAUCCACUGGGUGAUGCUCACACUGGAUGGAACUCAGUAUCCCGCAUAAUGAUAGAGGAAGUGUCUAGAGCCCAGUCCUAAUUGCCCUGUUAUCUUCACCUAAGGACUGGAGUAGAAUAUUCUCUUUUCAUUCAUCCAUUAUUUUAGAUUCAUAAUUUUCUCACAUUCCCAUACCGCCCAAAAAUUGAAGUUACUGUUUGUCACAAGUACUAUUUUGCCCUGACAGUGUUGGAUGUUAUGAGGAUUCCUUUAUUACGAUGUAAACCUUUUGAUUCUUUUUAAUUACAUGUACUUUUCUUUGUACUGCUUAGUCUAUGCUAUGUACUGGUUGAUACCUUCGUCCCCUCCUGAAAAUUUUUUCCUGAAUUAUUUUAAGUUUGUCUCUGCAUUACAAUAAAACUGUUUGACAUGUGUUAGUCAACAAAAUGAUAGUUUCUUUAAUCAUUAGUGAUAUAACUGUAUGUGCCUCUUUGCAUUUUUGGUUACAUAACAAACCAGAUAUGAUCUUUCACUUUUUUUCCAUUAUUUCUAUCAUCUUUUUCUCAGUAUCUUGAAUUAUAGUCUUGAAACACUUUAAAAACAUUAAAUGAAGACGAGAUCUGUUGUGUGAUCACAAAUUAAAGGGAAAAGGUUUAUCAUGGAAUCUCACAACUGAUUCAAUAUUUUUCAAUUAGAUUGUAUUCAUUUGUCUCUUUUCAUGGAAAUAUAUUUUCUCCAUCCUG
Messenger RNA from Pocillopora damicornis (cauliflower coral), 1531 nucleotides. RefSeq lists its product as uncharacterized. The record is from RefSeq and is a predicted model, not a curated record. NCBI's taxonomy places the organism in Eukaryota, Metazoa, Cnidaria, Anthozoa, Scleractinia, Pocilloporidae.